Molecule: messenger RNA, 1216 nt
Organism: Nicotiana tabacum (common tobacco)
Lineage: Eukaryota; Viridiplantae; Streptophyta; Magnoliopsida; Solanales; Solanaceae
Product: auxin-responsive protein IAA4
Biological process (GO): regulation of DNA-templated transcription
Cellular component (GO): nucleus
Source: RefSeq, a predicted model, not a curated record
CAACUCUUCCUACCGACAACUUUAGCUUGUCUUGUCCCCAUUUUUAUGCACUCUUCCAUUAUUUCCUUUUCUUAAUUCUCUCCAAUACCCCCACUUCACCUAAUUGCACAAAUCUCUCAUCUAUCUUUCUCUUUAUAUAAAAGCCAGCUAUCCACCACUUCUUCCAUCAAUCUCAACCAUUCUUUUAUAUUGUCUUCAACCCAUCUAUUCAAAGCAAUCUUGAAAAAGAAAAGCAGCAAUCUUGAAAAUUUUGAAAAAAAAAAUGGAGUGCGUUAUGGCUCAUGAGAAAGAUCUGAAUCUGAAAGCAACAGAGCUAAGAUUGGGAUUACCAGGGACAGAAGAUGAGUCUAUUGUGUCAAGUUCCAAGAAUAAGAAGAGGGGUUUGCCUGAAUCAGCUGAGGAUGAAGAUUGUGAAUCAAAGAAGAAGACACAAAUAGUGGGAUGGCCACCAGUUAGAUCUUACAGGAAGAAUAACAUCCAACCAAAGAAGACAGAAACUGAGUGUGGAAUGUAUGUCAAAGUUAGUAUGGAUGGAGCUCCUUAUCUUAGAAAAAUUGAUCUAAAAAUGUAUAAGGGGUAUUCAGAACUACUCAAGGCAUUAGAGAACAUGUUCAAGCUCAGUAUAGGUGAAUAUUCAGAAAGGGAAGGGUAUAAUGGGUCAGAAUUUGCACCUGCCUAUGAAGAUAAAGAUGGUGACUUGAUGCUUGUUGGUGAUGUUCCUUGGGAUAUGUUCUUAUCUUCUUGCAAAAGGUUAAGGAUAAUGAAAGGAUCAGAAGCAAGAGGCUUGGGUUGUGGAGUUUGAAAAGAGAAGAAUUUCACAGGCGAAGUUUGAAGUGAAAAUGUCUCUGUUGGCAGGAAAAAAGUGUCUUUUUCCAGCUUGGGUUGUCGAGUUAUAAGAACAUUGAAAUCCCUUUUGUAAUCAAACAAUUUUUUCUCUAGAUUUCCAACUGGGAACUGCAAACAGGAAAAAAAAAAGAACCCUUAGCAAUUACAGUUUGAAUCUUUUUCUGGGGUAAAAUGAAUAUAUAUGGCAGGGUAAAAACCAUGGUGGUUUUAUAGAUCUUGCAGUGUUAUUAUUAUUUAUUUAUUGUCUUUGGAAAAAUAGCAUCAAACAUACAAAUGAACGAUGUAUUUGCUGUGGAAGCAAUUGUAUAGACACAGUAUUUCUGCUACUCAAAUGAAAUCUUGAAUGUGAGCUGUUUCCUUGGUUAUCUUA